Molecule: messenger RNA, 10147 nt
Organism: Struthio camelus australis
Lineage: Eukaryota; Metazoa; Chordata; Aves; Struthioniformes; Struthionidae
Gene: LZTS3
Product: leucine zipper tumor suppressor family member 3
Biological process (GO): regulation of dendritic spine morphogenesis
Cellular component (GO): dendritic spine
Source: RefSeq, a predicted model, not a curated record
UUGUCUUCAGACGGGCGGUCUCCAUCCCUUCGCACUGCUCUUUGGCUCAAUAAUCCAAUGCCACUGAUCUGUGCCUCCACCUCACCUCUGACCUGCCAUGGCCACACUAGAGACGCUGCCAGUUCUUAGUGACCCAACGUACUCCAGCCAAGAUAACUUCCACGCUUUUGCUCCCAGGCCUUCCCAAUCCACCUCCCAGAGCGCCAUGGGGAGUGUGGGCAGUGGAGUUGCCAAUGACCAAGAGUUCGCCAUGAAGAGCGUGGGGACCCGGACACAGAGCAGCAGCCGACAGACGGAGGGGUCUCGCAAUGGGUACUCCACCCGAGAGAUCUCCAAUCGCUACUCUGGUGAGGAGAAGACGUACAAGUCAGAAAAGGUCUCCAACUCCCUCUACAUCAAUGGCGACCUGCGCAAGAGUGAGAAGGUGAAGAUGGACAUCUGUGGGAAUGUGACCUCCAACAAUGAGAAGAACAUGCCGCCUCCUCCACAGUACCGAGAGCCCAGUAACCCACCAAAGAUAUUGCCAAUCUCUGGUAAACUAGACCAGAGCAAUGAGCCCUUAGUUAGACCCUCAGCCUUUAAACCAGUAGUUCCUAAAAACUUCCAUUCCAUGCAGAAUCUCUGCCCACCGCAGAGCAACGGGGUGACAGAGAACAGAAAGAGCUUGAAUCAUGCCAACAGCAAUAGCCCGUCCGCACCCAAAAGUGGACUCGACAAGACCAGCCUUAACAGGACUACAAACCAAGUGGGAGGCCUUUCAGAUUCAGGCCGUAACUCGUUAACGAGCCUGCCCACGUACGGGACAGGCUACAGCCAACACGUGGGUCCAAUGAGCGCCUCAACAAGCCACAUCAAUCGCAUCGGAACAACCUAUGUGGAUAAGAACAUCGUGGGAUACAACGGGAUAUCUACCUCAGACAGCGGGCGGUCUUCGAGCAAGAGCACCUCUUCGUUCAACAGACUGAACCAUCUCAACGAAACGAUGCCUUUCCACUCGCCUUCAACGGAUGAUAUCAUACAAGAUCUGGAAGACCGGCUGUGGGAGAAGGAGCAAGAAGUCCUCCAGAUGCGAAGGAACUUGGACAAAAGCGAGGCAGCCAUCUUCCAAGUGUUCGAGGAGAAGCAGAAGAUCUGGGAGCGGGAAAUGGAGGACCUGAGGCAAAACUAUGCCAACAAAUUGCAGCAGGUCUCCAAGAAAGCCCAACGGGCUCAGCAGGCCUUGCAGCUCCAAAUCUUCAAGCUCCAGCAGGAGAAAAAAAAACUCCAGGAUGAUAUGGGGCAACUCCUCCAGCAGCGAGAGGAGCUGGAGAAGAAAUUCGUGGCUUUCAAGAAAGAGCAGGCUGAGUUUCUCCCAAAGAUUGAAGAGACCAAGUGGGAGGUGUGCCAGAAGGCGGGUGAAAUCUCUCUCCUCAAGCAGCAGCUGAAGGAUUCCCAAGCAGACGUCUCCCAGAAGCUGAAUGAGAUCGUGGGGCUGCGGUCACAGCUCAAGGAAGGUAAGAACUUCCUACGUGAGAAGGAGGAGCAAAUCCUCACCCUGAAGGACUCUUACAGUUCCAAGAGUGUCAACCUGGAGAUAUGCGAGAGUGAGCUACAGCGGAAGAUGAGUGAGGUCCAGGUGCUGAGAGAAAAACUGAACCACUGUGAGCUGGAGGUCUCCGGCCUGAAGCGGACACUUGCCAGCAUGGGGCCUCCAGGGGCCUUCAGUGGGGACCUGGCCGAGAAGCUGCGGGACCCUCUGGCCUGUGAGAGUGACGAAGCCAAGAUGCAGCGGCAGAGUGAGGACAGUGUUAACACACUGCGGAAGGAGGUGGAGCGGCUCCAGACAGAGCUGAAGCUAGAGCGGCAGCAGCGGGAACAGCAGGUGAUGGACUUUGAAGAAGAGCGGCGCACAUGGCAAGAAGAGAAGGAGAAAGUCAUCAAGUACCAGAAGCAGCUGCAGCUGAACUACGUGGAGAUGUACCAGAAGAACCAGCUCCUGGAGCACAAGGUGAACGAGAUGAACACAAAGGCCACCAGUCCCCCACACACUGAGGAGAAAAAACCAUGGACUCCCUCCAGACUCGAGCGAAUAGAGUCCACCGAGAUCUGAGGUGGCACCAAGACAAUACAAGUAAUUUUUUUAUUGCUGUGCAUGUACUACCUACUCAAGCCAGUGAUCUUCCGAAGGAUAAUAUACUACAGUAGGAGAGGUGUGAGUCUGCUCUCACCAAGUUCCGUCACCCCUACUUUGUUCUUCUGUGCUCUGUAGGUAAAAUAACUGUGGAUGUGCGUUGUUUUUCUAUUGAUAAUGCGACAUCUCUUUUGGUUUUUUUUCCUAGUACAGCUGGUGAGGGUCAACUGGCUCUUUUGUAAUCUGCCAUGACUGUUACUUCGCUAGAGGCUGCCAUCUCCUCUCCCAACAAUUCACCCUCUGUGGUUGGUUGUUUUGGAGGGUUGUAUUUGGUCUCUUUGGUUUUACAAGCAUUAUGUGCAGCAAAACAGUUCAAAGUGGCAGGUUUUUUCAGGGCAUUUUUAGCCACAUUGGCUAAUGGAGCAAAGCUCUAGGGAUCAUGAGCAAAUUUACUGUUCUGCAUCAAGUAUCCUGUCUAGACGGUGGUGUUAAGUGAAGUCAGUGGGAGGUUGGCCACUGAUUUCAGCGAAACCAGACAUAUCUCUACCAGAUGACUCCCUUUUGCCAGCCUACAGCUACCAUGGUUGCAAGAGGUUAGGACAUCCUUGAGGAGCCAGAUGAGCCCGUCCUGGUAACAUAAGCCAACUAGGAACAGUUGCCCAGCAGGAGCCUCUUUUGAGGCUCAGCAGAGCUUGAUAUAUGCUGCGUUUUCUUUCUGUUGUGGUUUUCUUCUUCAUUUCCACCCCCAUCCUUGGUUCUGACCAACCUGGGAGCAGAAAUGCCCUCCCUUCUCUGCCUUGGUCCCACUAUUCUUCCUAUACAUUCAAGCUGGCUACAGCAAGAAAAAAAAUCCUAGAAAUUCAAACUAGUUUACCUUCUCAAGAGCCUUCUUGCUCUUGAGCAAGCCCACAGAGUCAGUGGAAUCAGGGCUUGGAGAACCAUCCAGACCUGCGGGAUGUUUAUGCAACGUGAAGCUUCAGCAAUUUGCCCGUUGGUGGGCAGUGGGCAAUUGCGACAUCCCAUUUCCAAAAGAGUGAUGCUUCGGUGCAUUUUCUCUGUCCAGGACCUACUUACAAAAAGGCAUCUGAGCCUCACUCAGGAGUUGCAGUGAGCACAUACCCACAUCACAGCUAGAAAGCCACGAGGCUGGCACGCAAGUGCUAGCCUUCCACACAGCCGUUUGGAAUAGGGCCCUAGGUCCAGGGACAGAGAAAAUGCAUGCCCAGUUUAAGAAAAUAUUUAGCUACUAACCCUGAGCAGACAUAAGACCGACAAUGCUUAAAAACAUGUAAGUGCUCGUGCUUCUGGCUGAAUAACCAAAACCGAUAUGCACAGUCUCUAAGAAUGACGCAUAUAUCAAAAACCAGCCUUCAGCUUUAAAGGGUGGGUAGAGUGGGCCUGGUUCCAUCUUUCAUGGACACCUCUUUACAAUAAUCCACAGUAAAAUGUGAAAAGUGCUGCGGAAUGGGACUUGCACUGUUUGAGCAGUGGCAAAUGAUACUUAGGGAGCGUUUGCCCUAGGGAGUAGCUAGGAGAACGAAGCUAGAAUUCGCAUUCUUGGGCUGCCCGUGUGAGGUGACUCCAGGGGGAUUUUGCCCAGAUCAUGAUUCAUUUGCAAAUCAAGGAAGAACCUCAGGACUUUUAGUGACAGAAACCUUCCAAACAAAAGCCUUGAAGCUACUCACUUUCCAUGUUUCCCUCUCCCAGAGCUCCGUCCUCUCCAUGACCAGGUCUAACCUUCAAGCUGGGACCAAGUGCCAUUGUGGUGAGCUCCAGACUGAGCAAAGAGGCUGAGCAGGAGAAAGGAGUCCCCACUUUGUCCCACCAACCUCCAGCCAAGGUCAACACACAGUAUUACUGGCCAGGACCUGCUGAGGGCACUAUUGGUGGAUGGUAGCAAUUCCUGGAGCUGUAGAAAAUGGAGAUGUGUGAUGAGAUCAGGGCAUUUCAAGGCCCGAGUCGAGAGCAUCUAGCUUUUCCCACCACUUCUGCUUGUGCCUUUGGAGCUGGAAGAAAGAACAAUGCAAAUACCACGGCAGCUCAGGCUAAGCCCCCCUCCAGCGACCAGCGACAGGAAGUGGGACUAAGUCAGGUCUGAUCCCUGAAGGGGGUGGAAGUGGGUCCCAUUACAAAUCCUGCAGUGCACCAGCACUCGGAUGAUGCCUGUGCACCCCGCUCCAGAAGAAGUGCCACUCGGUGCUGGUGCCACCUAGCAGCAGACUUUGCCAGGCCAAAGGCAGGAGCGGGAAGGGCAAGUGGGUUCACUGGUGCACCACUGCCACGUCCUGCUGGAGUCAAGAGAGGACCCUAGUCCCCAUCUCUGCCCUCCUCUUUGGUCUGGUGCUUCAUGGGCUGCAGCCUGAGUCAGGGGCCUCAGAGACACACGCUGCACACGCUUGCACUUGGUCUUGCAAACCCCAGGUCUUCCUUCGUUUCAUCGCUGGGCCUUUGCAAUGGAGUCGAACACCCCAAAAACAGUGUCAGGCCUGGAAAUCCGGUGUGUUGUGUCAUCUUGGCUUUGUGUGCCUCUCUUUCCCCAUCAGAUAAACCUGCACUGUCUUCCUUCCCCAAGCGGUUGUGAGAUAUCCGUGCUUGUGACAGGCUUUACAGUCCUUGGGAAAAACAGCAAAGCACAGAGAAAUUGCAAAGAGGCUCAGUUUCAGCUGCCUCUCAUUAGCAUUUCUGAGGCCACCACACAAAGAACAACACCCCACCAACAACAAGUACCCUUGCCACAAGACGGGUCCAAUGACCUGGUGGAUCUUUUCCAACGUUGCUCCUCCUAGCCCCUCUGAUGUUGCAAUUGGGUAUCCAUUAACCAUCACAGGAACCAUGCUUUCAGAUGGUGACUCCAGAAGUCUGCUGCUGAGGACGUGUAUGCCGCAAUUCCUUGCUGCGUUAACAACCAAGAGCAAUGGGCACCAGCAUCAGUCUAUGGGACACCGUCUCACCAGAGGUCUGUGCUAAUGCACUGGCACCCUUCAUCACUUUGAUCUAGAGCUUUGAUCUAGAUCUGAGUAACCUCAAGUGUGUCUACUCCCCGGAUGACAGAGAGCUCUGCAGAUACCCACUAAGAAGCUGUGCUGCUGAUAGUGCUUUUCUCCCUGUUAGGAGUCACCCAACAUCCCCCAAGCACUCAGCUGACCUGCAGGAACCACCUCCUUAGUUAAGCUGGAGUUUCAAAGCAUUAAAGGUGCUGUAAAAUACAGUUACUUUUGGCAAGUCUGCUACCCAAAGUGCCAUGUGUGACUCCUCCUCUCCAGAAAUCCUCCCCACAACGGGAUGCACUGCUCCCCAUCACGUCCUCCCCCACGGGCUGCUGCUGUGCAGCCACAUACUGGUAACCAGUGUCUCUCAGAGGUGAGUGCCCUUUGCUCAGUAGGCAUAGAGCAAAACGCUGGUGGGACACCUGCGUUCCUGUCAUUUGUGCUCAGAUCUGGCCCGGACUGGAGCUCACCUGGCUCUUUCCAGACUUCGGCACUAGUUGAUGUCAGCUUUCACCCACUGGCUGGAUGAGGUAUCCCAUCACAAGCUAGGUUUGCAGUGAGGUUUUGUGGUCUUUGCUUUGGAAUAAGAUAACUAAGGAGUGCCAGCCUGGUGUUUUGAUGACAUAUCCUAGGAAUGGCCAAGGAGAGCAAUGGCCCAUCUCUCUGAGGCUCAUGCAGGGCUGAUAAAAUGUUUCUGUCCCAUGAAACCCAUCUUCAGAGUUUGGGUUUGAUCAUAACCCAAUCCUCCCCUCCUCCUUUGUUCAGUCAGCUCUGGAGCUGAUGGGAUUCAGUGUGACAUACUGAGUGUAAUUCUCUAAGUCCCAGUACUGCCCUCAAAAUCCUGCAGGCGAUCAAUGUCUCCACUGAAACAGCAGGUCAUCUCUAACUUGCCAUCGGCCAAUGCCAACGGCUGUGGUCAUGGGGGGCUCGGGUCAGUUGCCCACACAUCGGGUCUAGGGCUGUUAGAGAUGUUCUGGGAUAUGUGACACACAGGGCUGGCCGAUCUGACCCAAGACCUAUGGGAGAGCCACCCCAGCAGUGCGAAGACAGGGUUACCUGGAGCAUCUCCAGUGGCAUAUCACUCCUGUGUGGGCGAGUGAGCCACGCUCCAGGCGUGUGCACAUGUCCAAUAUAUGAGCACACAUGGGGCAUUAUCAGCUCCAGCACUUUCCAUCCACGAGGAUUUGGGCUAAGCAGGUUAUCCUGGUGCUGGGGAAGGUGUAAGCAGCCCUUCUCAUCACUUGCUGUGAGUGGGGUUGCUUUGCUCCACCAUCACUUUGAGGUUGAUUUUGCUCCUCUUGCUGUAAAAUGCCCACCCAGCUGGACUAGUUUCCCCUCGAGCAGUCAGCACCCACCCAGGGCGUGAACAACACAACCAUCGUGCGUUGUUGUGCUUCACACAGUCCCACUUAGCUUCUGCUGCCGUAUCGCAGCAGCCGGCUGCACCGUUCCUGCUGUCACUGCCGUAAUGCCGGAUGGAGAUCACCUCCAGGUUUCCACACUUGUUAACCAAGACAGGAAUCGAAUGAUUGCUCUUAUGCUGCUACGUUAUAUGGAGACAAGUGUACUUGGAUGUAAAUAACAGCCCACUUCUGUAUAUACAACAAUUAAACGCACAGACAAGAAAGCUCUGUGGCUUCUAUACUGCUGAAUGGGAUAGACAGUAACAGCAGACGCUGUGUUCAAGUGCUGAGCGCUACACAGAGGAUGCUCAGCUCCCUCUGAGAUUACGCUGGCCAUGGUGGAAGCGGAAGGGGUGCAGCACCUCCCAGGAGGGCAAUUCACUUUGCAUUGGCUCCAAUAGAGCAGCCUGGCAGCACUUUUGUCCUCCUUCAGUGCUUGCUAUCAUCCUGAGCCAGGCUUUUGCAACUGCCCUCUCAUCAAGGCUGAAGUCCCUUCUGCCCAUCCUUGGGAGCCUCGCAUCACUCCAAAGCUUCCUGUGGAAAGACUGGCUCCCAGCAGUGUUCCCCUUGCACCUUGCCGCCCAUGAGCUCUGCCCAUGGAAAUGACUAACCCACUCCACUGCUGGGCAUCACAGUGGCACUUUAUAGCUCACUCAGGACAGCGAGCUUGCGAGCAACGUGACCAAAGAUCUCUGAAGGGUGUUGGAUUGCAUGCUCAGAGCUGCCUCCCCACAUUCCCAGGAGAGGCAUGAGGCUGGCAUGGGCUGAGAAAGGGGAUAAGAGCUGGCAGGGGACAGAGAAAGCUGUCUGGAUUUCCCUGUGGCCCACCUGGGAACAUUUCCAGAGCCGUGCGGAGCCUUUCUUGUGCUGGUUAGGACAGGGUAGAAAGGAGGCUGUUUUCUCUUGGUUCCUGGACGAGCCCACUUAUCCCUGAUGAUCCAGGCUGGUUAAUUGCCCGCACACUCUCCGGCUGUGCCAACCAGCUCCAAGUGUCACCUAAGGAGAGUAUGGACCAGGGGCUGUUCCCAGGAAGCAGGAUGGAUGCAAUUCCUCUUUUUUCUUGGGGAGAAAAGGACCACAGAGCAGACCUUGGUCCUCUCUAGUCCUCUCCAGUUUAGCAGCACAGACAUUGCUACAGCGUCUAGCCAAAGGCUCAUGCUGGUUCUGUGUGAAUUGGGCAGGAAAAUGUUUAUCCAGAGAGCCUGCUAGCUGUCCCGACAGUGCCCUCUCUCCAGCUCCCCCCAGGGCAUCCUCAGCACCCUCCUUCCUAGGGAACCGUCUUCUGAGGCGAAGACACCAUGGUCCUUGCUUCUCUGGUCUGGGAUGCUGAAGGCAUCUCUGCCUGUCUUAGCUCCAUGAAAGCUCCUCACCCUGCUCCCAGCACUGGGCAUGCAGAGCAUGGGCCGGUGUGAGAUCUGUGCUGCUCUGCCUGUACAGCCAUGCCCCACCACUCCUGGAGAAGGGUGAUCGGUGGGUCUGGGUCUCAGGCACAUAAUGCCCCUUUACCAUGCCCUUGUCAUGCCAAGCCUUCCGGGUUCAUUCCUGACAAGACCACAAAAACCCAGUAAUGUGCAGACAGUGACGGCCUCACUUCUGUCCCAGAUGGCCUGCAGGUCCAGCUUGCCCCUAUACUAACUCAAUCCUUUAGCCUAAGGCUUAAAGACUACUCUAUAGGGUUACUCUUCACCAAGAUCCUUUGCUGAAGAUACUGCUGCAUAUUGCCUGUGUCCUGCCUCUCCUCCACCCCAGCUCUCCAGACAACCCUGACUCGUUUAGAUCAUCACGAUCCCCAAUGUCCUAGGAGCAGCUGGUGUCUCUCCCAGUACUCUCCCAGAGACUUCCAUUAGCAAGCAGGAGCUGAAGCCCAAAGCCCCCCACUGACAGCGGCCUGUCCCAAUCUUGUCCUUAGAAGAGUUUUCUAGACUAUUGAUCCUCAACUCUUCUCUCCAUCAGUCCCAUGUCAGCUAGAAUAGCCCUGCUUUACCUUCCAAGAGCGAUCUUGCUUCUCAGUGGAGGAGAUCCCCAUGGCUUGCAAUCACUUGAAGUCACUAUAUGGGGUUUCAUACUGUCACAUCCACACACCCCGCCCACUCUCAGGCCUCUGCAGUCCUUCCACCUUCUGCAAACAGGGGUGUAAGGGGCAUCCAAACACCUCUGGUCUGUAGGGGUGCACAGCACCCAUGCCACCAGGUCUUCAGCAUAACAAGGGGAUGGGAUCACAUCCAGCUGUUUGCAGGUGUUAGCUUCCCAAUAGGACUUUCCACGCUGGCAGUGCGACUGUUGGCAAAAGCAGAACUGAGCCUCUUUGUCUGCAGGAUAAGCCUCCUCCCUGGUUCUCCCGAUGAAGGGGAUCAUGUCAGCUCUAGAGCGUGGGACAGCCUCUGACAGGAAGGGUCAGAGGCUCUUUUCAAGGCUCUUUACAGAUUUGUUUUCUCUCUCAUUUCUGUCACAAAGCAAUAUGUUUUUCUAGAAUGAUUUAAAAGGGGCUAUUCCCACCUCUGAUACCUGCAGGCAAGACUACGUGCCCCUGACUUUCGUAGCUCCAGCCCUGGGCUCUCCUCCUUUGGAAAGGGAAGCAAGGCCAGGCCUGCCUCCAAAUAACCACCAGCGGCUUGAGCUUGGCUGUCCCCAUUUGCCCAGAGAGCCCAGAGCUGCCAUGUCCAGCAGGUGAUCAGCCUGGGUCCCCGGGACACGCAAUCUGUCUACCUUUGGCGGCCAUCCCAUGACUGUUACUGGGUCCUGGCAACAGGUCUUCUCCUGUAGCUCACCGACAUGGGAGCCACUGGAUCCCCAGGGGUAUGAGCUCACAGAGCCAUGAGUGGUGACUGCCAGAUACCAGUUGCAGACCAAGACUUCAGUGCUGCUGCUGGGCCUGGGAGCCAGGCUGUCCUAGGAGCCCUCCUGGAGGAGAAGGUGCCCUUUCCUGCAUUGGUGGCACAUGGGUUCCUUUCCAGGGGCCGAGGGGAACAAAUGUGCGUGGGCAGAGCUCCACCACCGGUGCAAAAGUGCUCCACCACUCGUGCAAAAAUGCUGCACAUCUGGUCAAUGUCUAUGCAGUUCCUUUCCAUGCAGCGGCAACCCCGCAGAGCCCAGCCCAGAGCUGGGACUCCUCCAAGGUGUCUUCGUUUGCACUCACUUGGACCUGGUAAACGCUGUGAGCUGAGAGGCGGCCCGUCCGGACUCUCUCUUGGCCUUUGCCUUGCACCGGGCAGUACGGUUGUGAGGGUUUCCUCAUCCUAAUUAAAUGCACAUUGCUUAGUCAUUUGUCUCUGUGUCUGUUCUUCAGCAGAUCAAUAGGCACCCAAAACCCAGCUUCCCGACGGAGAUAUGUCAGGUUGGGCCAGCUGGCAGCCUGAGCAAGCCUGUUGUCUGAUUUCACCAGCAAUAAAAACCCCGCGGACGAGCAGCCAGAGCCUUCUGCUGCCACUCUAGCGCUGGGUGAGGUGCAGGCUGUGUGUGUGUGUAGGACUCCGCAUUAGGCCCUUCAUCCAAUGUUUUGGACCUACCCGACUGUAAAUUCAAUCCCAGCCUUGUGCUUUUUUUCCUCUGUUUGUUUCUCAAAGCCUUGGUCUCUCUCUGCUCUUACUGUGAAUUCAAACCAGAAGUGUUCUGAACUCGACUCUGUUACUGUUUGUUCUGCGUUGACU